GAGGAACGCAGUUUUCGUGCGUUCCCGUACCAUCUCGGCCUCUCUUCCUUUGUACCGGACUCUGCUCCUUCAUCUCUUCCAUUGUCCUCAUCUUCGCUGCGAUUUCCGGGAAUUCGCGCCGUUCUUCUGUCUAUUUACUUGAUCGAUGGUUUCGUUUCUCUCGCUUUGAGUGGGGCUGCUUCUUUGUAUUGGAUCAGCAAGAUUCCGUGGCAAGGUGAGCGACUGAAACCCUUUCUGACGUUUCAUGCCAGUGUUCGUCUGAUUAUAGCGGCGAGAAGUGUUGCCAGACGAAAAAGCAAAAGAGUUGAGUUCUUCAUUGAUCAUCUACAAUGAGCAAUGGCAGACUUUAGCUUCAGGUGUAAUAAGACUUGACAAAGGAACUUAGCAGAGAUUGAACAUCCCUCAGAAUGGAUUAUCUCAGCCGUUCUACGAUGGCAUUCUGUGGUGGUUCCAUUUGUUCAUCUUAUGAUGGAAAAACUUGUGGACUUGAGGGCAUUCUUUACUCCAAUACUUGUGUGAACCACUUCUUAGUCAUCUCUAUUACUCUACUGCUGUUCUUUGCCUUUCUCAUGAACGUUGUUCGAAAGUUGUCAAUGAUUACAAUCCAAACACUUUUUCAGCUAUCAAUUCCCUUGAAAAAAUACUCAAUCAUCUUCAAUGGCUGCUUGGGAUUUGCUUAUCUAGUCCUCGGCCUUUGGAUGUUAGAAGAGAAGUUAGGGAGGGGAGAGGGUUUCUUCCCUUUACAUGUGUGGCUGGUUGUGUUUUCUCAAGGAUUCUUUUGGAUUCUCACCAGCUUGGUGGCAAGCAUCCGAGCCAAACAGCUUGGAGAGGCAUUUGUGAAGGUUUGGUCUGGAGUUUCAAGUGUAUUUGCAGCAUUUUUCUGCUUUUCUUCUGUUUUAAGCAUCCUUCUGGAGAGGUUUAUCUCAGUUAGGAUAGUUCUAGAUCUGCUAACUUUACCAGGAGCUAUACUGUUACUUCUCUGUGCCUUCAAGGGAUCCCAAGAAGAUUAUGACUCUCUUUCUGACUCUCUCUAUGAGCCUCUUAGUAUUGAUUCUCAUACAAACUUAAGUUCAUCAAAUAUGUUCGUGACUCCUUUUGCUAAUGCUGGAUUAGUCAGUAGAAUGUCAUUCUGGUGGCUGAAUUCUUUGAUGAGGAAGGGCUUUGAGAAGCCCUUGGAUGAGAAAGAUAUUCCGCAUAUGGGCGAGAUGGAUCGAGCAGAAAGCCGAUACUUCAUGUUUCUCGAACAACUCAGCAGACAAACACAGAGCAGUCACACCGUCUCUCCGUCUUUCUUCAGGGCAAUAGUUUCUUGCCACAAAAGAGAAAUUUUAGUUUCUGGUCUCUUUGCAUUACUAAAGGUACUGACCCUCUCUGCUGGUCCAAUGCUAUUGAACGCCUUUAUAAAAGUGUCUGUGGGAAUGGGAACUUUCGAAUAUGAAGGUUAUGUUUUGGCUUUGGGAAUGUUUUUGGUGAAAUUUUUUGAGUCCUUAUCUCAGAGGCAGUGGCAUUUUCGCACCAGAAUGUUAGGCCUACAAAUCCGAUCUUUGCUUUCCGCAGCCGUGUAUCGGAAGCAGUUAAGGCUGUCGAGCUCGGCCAAGCUGAUACAUUCCUCUGGCGAGAUCAUGAAUUAUGUUACAGUUGAUGCAUAUAGGAUUGGGGAGUUUCCAGUCUGGUUUCAUCAGACAUGGACUACAUGCCUGCAACUCUGCAUUGCUUUGGUGAUUCUGUACCAUGCUGUAGGCCUGGCGACAAUAUCAUCCAUGGUAGUGAUAGUUCUCACAGUUCUAUGCAACGCUCCGGUGGCAAAGCUCCAGCAUAAGUUCCAGACAAGGCUUAUGGAGGCUCAAGAUGAGAGAUUGAAGGCCAUGGCGGAAGCUCUGGUGAAUAUGAAAGUUCUGAAACUUUAUGCUUGGGAAACUCAUUUUAGAAAAGUGAUUGAAAGUUUGAGAGAAGAAGAAUGCAAGUGGCUGUCAGCAUUUCAGUUGCAGAGAGCAUACAACAGCUUUCUUUUCUGGUCAUCUCCUGUAGUAGUUUCGGCUGCAACCUUCUUAACAUGCUAUCUCAUGGAGAUUCCUCUUUAUCCCAGCAAUGUCUUCACCUUUGUAGCGACUCUUCGUCUCGUGCAAGACCCGGUUAGAUCCAUUCCUGAUGUUAUUGGAGCUUUUAUUCAAGCGAAGGUUGCGUUCGGAAGAAUCGUGAAGUUUCUAGAAGCAGAAGAGCUUCAGAGUGGAAAUCUUAGAAAGAACCGCGCUGUAAAUGUCGAACAUCCAAUCAUAAUCAAGUCAGCAAGUUUUUCCUGGGAUGGAAAUCCUUCAAAACUUACACUCAGGAAUAUAAAUUUAGAGAUUAAGCCAGGAGAAAAGAUUGCAAUUUGCGGUGAAGUUGGGUCUGGAAAAUCAACUUUAUUGGCUGCAAUUCUUGGAGAGAUACCAAACACAGAAGGCGUGAUUCAAGUAUUUGGAAAGAUUGCAUAUGUUUCUCAAAAUGCAUGGAUUCAGACUGGGACGGUACAAGAGAAUAUUCUGUUUGGUUCUGCAAUGAACAAACAGAAAUACCAAGAAGCCUUAGAAAAGUGUUCCUUGGUGAAAGACCUCGACGCACUUCCCUUUGGAGAUUUUACAGUAGUAGGAGAACGAGGAGUGAAUCUCAGUGGGGGUCAAAAGCAACGUGUUCAGCUCGCCCGUGCACUGUACCAAGAUGCCGAAAUAUAUCUUUUAGAUGAUCCUUUCAGUGCUGUUGAUGCCCAUACUGCAACUAGCUUAUUUAAUGAUUAUGUCACAGGAGCUCUAUCUUCAAAAACAGUCCUAUUAGUUACUCACCAAGUGGAUUUCCUUCCGGCUUUUGACUCUAUUUUGUUAAUGUCAGAGGGAGAGGUCCUCAGAUCUGCUCCUUACCAUGAACUAAUGAUCUCAAGCAAGGAAUUUCAGGACCUGGUCAAUGCACACAAAGACACCGCCGAUCCAGAAAGCCUCGAGAAACUUAUAUUGCAUAAAAGCUGCGUGCGUGCAAUGGAGAUCCAUGACACGUGCAUUAAUAAUCAACACAAAAUAGCAAAGUCUUCAGGAGAAGAUCAGCUGAUUAAGAAAGAGGAGAAAGAGUCGGGAGAUACUGGUCUAAAGCCUUAUUUACAAUACCUCAACCAGAACAAGGGCUUCUUGUACUCUUCACUAGCUGCUGUUUCUCAUAUAAUUUUUAUAUCAGGCCAAAUUUCUCAAAACUCUUGGAUGGCGGCAAAUGUUCAAAACCCGCAAGUGAGCACAUUGAGAUUGAUCACAGUGUACCUGGCCAUAGGGUGCAGCACAGCCAUCUUUUUGUUGUCUAGAUCAGUAUUCGUUGUUGUUCUUGGCCUUCAAUCAUCAAAAUCUCUGUUUUCUCAGCUGCUUAAUUGCUUGUUUCGGGCGCCAAUGUCAUUUUUUGAUUCCACUCCUCUCGGGAGGAUAUUGAGUCGGGUCUCUUCUGAUCUAAGUAUUGUUGAUCUUGAUGUGCCAUUUAGCUUGAUCUUUAGCAUCAGUGCUACAUUAAAUGCAUAUAGCAACCUUGGCAUAAUGGCUUUUAUUACAUGGCAAGUCUUAUUUGUCUCCAUUCCUAUGGUCUAUUUGACCAUCCGAUUGCAGGCCUACUACCUGAAUUCUGCAAAAGAGUUGAUGCGGAUUAAUGGCACUACAAAAUCUCUAGUGGCCAACCAUUUGUCUGAGUCUGUGUCUGGGGCAGUAACAAUCAGAGCCUUUCAGGAAGAAGAUCGUUUCUUUGGAAAGAAUUUGGAGCUCAUUGAUAGUAAUGCCAGCCCAUUUUUCCAUAAUUUUGCUGCUAGUGAAUGGUUAAUUCAACGUUUAGAGACCAUGGGUGCUGCUGUUCUUUCAACUUCAGCCCUUGUCAUGGCCCUUCUUCCUCCAGGAACUUUUAGCUCCGGAUUAGUGGGGAUGGCUCUAUCUUAUGGCUUCUCAUUAAAUAUGUCCCUUGUUUUCUCAAUCGAAAAUCAAUGUACACUCGCAAAUUACAUAAUAUCCGUGGAACGGUUGAAUCAGUACAUGCAUAUAUCAAGCGAGGCUCCCGAAAUCGUCGGAGGCAACCGACCACCUCCGAAUUGGCCGGGAACAGGCAAAGUGGAACUUAGAGACUUGAAGGUAAGAUACAGACCAGAUAGUCCGCUUGUUCUUCAGGGAAUCAGCUGCACCUUUGAAGGAGGACACAAGAUCGGGAUCGUCGGACGAACUGGGAGCGGGAAAACUACCCUUAUAGCUGCACUGUUUCGACUCAUUGAGCCGUCGGGAGGAAAGAUCAUCAUAGAUGGCCUAAAUAUUGCCACAAUUGGGUUACAUGACCUGAGAUCGCGAUUCGGAAUCAUUCCUCAAGAUCCUACCCUCUUUCAUGGAUCUGUGAGAUAUAAUUUGGAUCCUUUAGGGCAGCAUUCAGAUCUUGAAAUAUGGGAGGUUCUUGAAAAAUGUCAGCUCCGAGAAGUUGUUCAAGAAAAGGAGCAGGGUCUUGAUUCUCUAGUUGUUGAAGACGGAUCCAACUGGAGUAUGGGACAGAGACAACUGUUCUGCUUGGGACGUGCGCUUCUGAGGAAAAGCCGUAUAUUAGUUCUUGACGAAGCCACAGCUUCAAUCGACAACACCACUGAUGCUGUUCUUCAGAAGACCAUCAGAACAGAAUUCAUAGACUGCACUGUCAUCACUGUUGCUCACAGAAUUCCAACGGUUAUGGACUGCACCAAGGUGCUUGGGAUUAGUGAUGGUAAAUUAGUGGAAUAUGACACCCCAAUGAAAUUAAUGAAGACUGAGGGGUCUCUUUUUGGGGAACUUGUGAAGGAGUAUUGGUCCCACACCGUCAAUGCAGAUAUGUAGCCUCUAUGAAGAAUACAAUAAAGCUGUUUAGUUUCUGCUCUGAAUUCUAUCAUUAGUUCAGUUCUUCUAUCUACAGUGCUGUAAGGUUUGGCCUUAGUCUCUAUAGUCAAUAAUAAUGACUUGCUAAAUGUAUAUUUACACAAAAAUAUAUUUCCAGGGCUUUAUAUAAUAUGUA
Messenger RNA from Phalaenopsis equestris, 5019 nucleotides. Its product is annotated as ABC transporter C family member 10-like. Gene Ontology annotation, cellular component: vacuolar membrane; plant-type vacuole. Gene Ontology annotation, biological process: transmembrane transport. The coding region runs from base 408 to 4844 and encodes 1478 amino acids. NCBI's taxonomy places the organism in Eukaryota, Viridiplantae, Streptophyta, Magnoliopsida, Asparagales, Orchidaceae. Gene Ontology annotation, molecular function: ABC-type transporter activity; ATP binding; ATP hydrolysis activity. The transcript has 13 exons. The record is from RefSeq and is a predicted model, not a curated record.